Messenger RNA from Polypterus senegalus (gray bichir), 1007 nucleotides. RefSeq names its product sterile alpha motif domain containing 12 (gene samd12). Lineage: Eukaryota; Metazoa; Chordata; Cladistia; Polypteriformes; Polypteridae. The coding region runs from base 137 to 679 and encodes 180 amino acids. Gene Ontology annotation, molecular function: protein binding. Gene Ontology annotation, biological process: cell surface receptor protein tyrosine kinase signaling pathway. The transcript is spliced from 6 exons. Gene Ontology annotation, cellular component: cytoplasmic side of plasma membrane. The record is from RefSeq and is a predicted model, not a curated record.
CCGAAGUCUCCGCCUGUGUGGUGCAGGUUGAGUUGACAGGCUACAGAUGCCCCGAAGGAAAAAGCUUUCAGCGUAACGCGUGGAAGUUCAGUUUGGCGGUUGCGAAUGAUGAACGAAAUAAAGACGCAGUGAUAGAAUGGCUGUUGAAGCUGUCCACUGUCCACUGAGUCAGAAUGGCGUUGAACACGUAGAAUGCACCGAAGAUAUCACGCUGCAUCCCAGGGCCGAGUCGGCGGAGAGUCCGGCCGGAAAAGAGACAAACAACGAGAGAAUUCCAGAAUCUAAAGCAAGCCCUAAGCAACUGAACUCAGAGGGGGAAACCACAAGGCCCGGACAUGUGAAGCUGACAAAGCCUGUUGCUCUGUGGACCCAGCAGGAUGUCUGCAAAUGGCUGAAGAAGCACUGUCCAAACCAGUAUCAAGUCUAUAGUGAGGCCUUCAAGCAACACGACAUCACAGGUCGCGCUUUGAUGAGGCUGACAGAUAAAAAGCUCGAAAGAAUGGGAAUCGUUCAAGAAAGCCAUAGGCAAUACAUCCUGCAGCAGGUCCUCCAGCUGAAAGUGCGAGAAGAAGUUCGGAAUCUGCAGCUGCUCACACAAGGUGAACCAGGAAUCUGUGGGGAACAUUUGGUUUUCAAGUUGUUAUUCUGUGGUCCAGUGAUCCCUGCUGGGAAAUGGUGAAGCAGCCCCCCUGAAAGGUUUCCAGAAGCUGGAGGAGCAUGAGACUUGGACACCGGAGCCCAGUCUGGAUGGGACGCCAGCCCCGGCCGUGCACAAUCACGCACUCCCCCCGCGCCCCGCCAUGCUGGCCAGUUAGGACAUUUUAGGCAAGGCUUUGGGGUUUGGAGUGAAUGCUGCGGAUCUUUUGUAAUCGCUUGACACUGUAUAGACCCCCACAACCCUGACCUCCAUGAAGCGGGUGAGAGAAUGUAUGAACUGUAUGUAUGUAUGUAUAUGUUAUAACGGAAGACACGAUCACGAAAAUAAAACCAAAAAAAUGACGUCAAUG